Molecule: messenger RNA, 3428 nt
Organism: Cylas formicarius (sweet potato weevil)
Lineage: Eukaryota; Metazoa; Arthropoda; Insecta; Coleoptera; Brentidae
Product: endothelin-converting enzyme homolog
Exons: 13
Coding region: 1-3405 (1134 amino acids)
Biological process (GO): protein processing
Cellular component (GO): plasma membrane
Molecular function (GO): metalloendopeptidase activity
Source: RefSeq, a predicted model, not a curated record
AUGUCUCGCGGUUCGUACAUUGUUAACGAAGGCUACUACAAUAGUCCUUCUAAGGACCGUUCGUUUAAGUCUUUCGUUUGCUCUAUGCUUGUGUUUUUGAUUGUGUGCGUGUUGAUAUAUUUGAUGAUGUUAUGCUUCCCUAGAAAAAAAGACUAUGCGCCCCCAGCAGUCGAAAAUAAUAGGAACGAUAGUCGUCAGAAGGAGCUGGAAGCCUUCAAAAAUGAAGGAACUUCUCAAAAUAUCGAGAAAACGACUUCCACAGAAUCGUUUCAAAGCAACGAGCCACUCGAGCAAAGUGAUCUGCUGCCAAGCGAGACAACACCGAAUAGUGAAACGGACAUUUUUAAGAAUUCAACUAAACACAAAGAAUCUGUUAAGCAUUACUUCGAAAUAAUCGCCAUCGAAGAUAGCGAACCUACAAAAUCAGUUCCAUAUAGUACCAAAACAGUGCAAGGUAGUUCAGAAGAUUACGCUUAUUCGUCAGAAACGACAAGUUAUGAGGAUACGAUGCAACUGGAAGAUCAAUUCGAAAAUGAAAUAACCGCCAUGCGAGAUUUCACAUUUCCAAGCGAUGUAAAAGUAGAUAAAGAUCCCACUACUGAGAGCACAACGGAAACGCCAUCAAGUACUCUGGCGGUAAAAAAGCUAAUUGACGAUAAUGCAUUUAAUUCAACUGUGCAACACGAAACAACAGAAACUAGUGAUCAACUUGAAUUAAUAAGCGAGGAGAACGAUACAGGCAUAUGGACAACAGCGCCUGGUUCCGAAUUCAGCACGCUUAUACUAUUCGAAGAAAGCAAAAACUUUGAGACAGUUAACCAAAUAAAUGAACAAACAAUAACUGACGACUCUGAAGAGCGAAGCACGUUAGCAUCGCUAUAUUUCACUGCUAAAGCGAGCGUGUAUACCGUAAAGGAAACCUCGAGCACGCUAUCGACAGCGGUCAUUGAUGCAGUGCCAACAACGAUCCACAGUUUUUUUGAAAACGGUGCUGUUAAAAUAGAUACUACCGAAGCUGUCACCGAGAAAGCAAUAGACUCGACUACCAGGAAAGUCUAUCAAAAUUUUAUCACCGAUAGUAGGGGUGAGAUCAAUUCUAGCACACACUCCACCAUUGAUCAUUCCAUAUUCCAUAUGAACAACGAAUCUGAAAUUCAGAAAACAACUCCGUCCACUAAAUUUAGAAUCGACCCAGUCGCUGCACUACAAUGUAGAGGAACGGAAAACUCGAAAGAAGAAUGUGCUACUCCGUUCUGCAAACUGAAGGCGUCGACCAUGUUAAAUCUCAUAGACCACAAGGUCGAUCCCUGUGAAAAUUUCUACGAUUUCGCUUGCGGGGGAUUAAAAACGGAAAACCGGAUCGACAACGAAAAAACUGAUACGCUUUUGGGCCUCUUGUACAGCAAACCGAAAUUUGAGGAGAAAUUUUUACAGCACUUCAAGGGGUUUUUUGAUAAUUGCGUCAGUUUUUCCAGAGAUUACAGAUACGUCGAUAGGAUGUGGUCCAUGAUAAAUACAAUCGCGUCAUCGCCGUGGGACCAAUGGGAUGUUACCAAUUUGUUCUCGUUUCUCUUUCAAAGGAAAGCCAUGCCAUUCUUUAAUAUUGAUAUCGGUGUCGCGGAAGGGGACACAUUUGUCGUGCAGUUGAAUUUGCCCGGCGAAAGUUCCUUAAACCUCGGACCGAAAGAAUGGCCUCUGCAGAGUCAGUUGGAGAGAAAAUGUCUCCGAAACUUUACUUCCGCGAGGCACGCCUCUAGUGUGAAUUUGAAUAGCUUGUACGAUGAAAUGAAAGCCUGUGAAAAUAUUGAGUUCCUAAGAAGUGCCAAGAAUUUUUUGGACGAUACUUUAAGCCUCCUUAAAAGUCCAUAUAAAAUUAGUCCGCUGGCGUCCAGCUCAAUACCCGUCGAUAAAAAAACCAAUUUGGAAACUUUCGUCGAAUUUCUGGAACGUAUUGACGUCACAAAUGUUUUCGGAGUUCUUAUAAAAUCACAAAGGGUUUUAUCGAUCGAUGCCCUACAAAUUCGAAAGUCCGCGGUUUAUCAAAACUACGUCAAAGUGUCUGUCGAGGAACUGACCCUGAAGUACCCCUAUUUGAACUGGAAAAGGCUUUUUGAAAAUGUUUUGGGCAGCAGCGUUCCACCGAAGAGCGUCGAGAUGGCUUUCGUAGAAUAUUUCGAUGCGUUGUUUGAUAUUUUCGAUACGAGCCACAACAACGAAAUUAUUCAAACCGUUUCCCUAUACUAUUUCUUACAUAUAUACGAGCUGGUCGUCAUGCCCACAAUAGAAGAAACCACAGAAGACCUUUGCCUGAGACAGGCGACAGAUUUAAUGCCGGAAGUGGUGGCCGCCAUACACUCGCAGAAAUUUGACAAAAAGGAAGGCGCGCGGGACUACGUGUCAUAUAGCUUUUCGUUGUACCACGAAUUGAAAGCUCAGCUUCGUUUGGUUAUAGAGAAUAGCUCGUUGGAGAAGUCCGCCAAAAAGAGUUUCCAAGAGAAACUAUCCGAUAUUAAACUGAUAAUGGGUUCGCAUUGGGUUUCGGAGGUGACGGUUCACGACUUCCACGAGACCAUCGAAAUCGGAGACAAUUAUUUGGAAAAUUAUCUCGGGCUCGUUGAAAACGGCCGGAAAAACUUGUUUCUGUUUUCGCAAAAUUCUUCCAUCAGUUUGUUACAACAUUUUAUUGACCCGUUCGAUCUGAAACCAAUAACCUUUUAUCAAAAUAAGAUUAUAGUGAUUCCUUCAAGAUUGCUCGAAGAUUUACCGAACAAAGACUACCCGCUUUAUUUAUUGAACGGACACGUGGGAUUUCAUUUGUCCAAGGAACUGGCCAAACAUUUUACCGAUGUAGGCAGGAGGUUUGGUCAGAACGAGGACGACAUCAAAACCACGGAUGGAUUUUACAAGAGUUUUGUUUCGGGUUUGAAGACCAUGUUGGUAAUGGACAAAGGACGAGAUUUGUUGAAACAGAAACUUGAAUAUAACAUAAACGAAGCCGUAUCGGAGAUUUCCGUAAACGACCGAAUGUCGGACAACAUGGCGUUGCAGUUGACGUACGAUUUGGUAUUUAAUUCCCAGUCGGAGGAACAAACUUCUUUUUGGAAUUUGCCUUGGAUUUCCGAAUCGUAUUGCAGCGAUCAAGCGUUCUUUAUUUCAUUGGCGCAGGAAUAUUGCGGGAGGACGUCUCUGGCCGAAUCUGCUGUGCAACUUUUCGAAAGUCAAUCUCUGCCGAACCCUUUCAAAGUGGACAUAAUGAUGACGAAUUUCGAGGAAUUUUCAAAAGCAUUCAAGUGCUCGGCCGGCCUCAGAAUGAAUCCGGAAAUUGACAGGAUUCAAAUGGAUACACUCACCUCCAGCGACUAUGACUACAACAAUAAUUAUGAGUUAUUGGAAAUGGCGAAUUAACUCGUUUUCGUGCCGAAUAAAAU